AUGACAAAAAUUACCAGUCUCAUCGAGGAGACCAUCGUCAAGCUCGAUGUGCCCGUCGCCGAGGAGAUCGUCAAGCUUUCCGCGCUUGAUCAGCAAGCGCAGCGGACGUACGGCCAGUUCAUGAUCGCCUUUCAACUUCAGGAUGCAACCACCCACAGCAACGCCGAGAUUGUAAAGCACCUCAAGACCAGCUUGAGCAUGGCUCUCACAAACGUGCCGGACUUAGCUUCAACGGUUUUCCCGGUUAUUGGGUCUACAAGAAACGAACUGGAACUGCGGCUCGGGCCCGAAUCCGGCGCGGUAUUCAGGAACUCUGCCCACUUACUGGACCGCCCUGACCCUGCGACCAUCACCGCUGCAUCCACAGUGUGGUAUUUCGAUUCCUCAUCCCUCCGCGCCCUCCGAAACUCAAUCGCUGAGUCCCAGAUCGAAAAUGCAUCAGAGCUCACUCAAAGUGAGGCGCUCUCGGCCCUCAUAUGGAAACAUCUCAGCCGCGCUCGUCUCUUGGACACCAAAUAUCCGCCAGAGGCAACUUCUUUGUUUAGCACGCGUAUAGAUUACAGAGGACGCAUGAAGCCUGCUUUUGAUGACUACUUUGUCGGGAAUAUCAACGAGCCCAACGCCAGAGUUCGCCUCUCUAUCCGCAAGGUAUGCUCUACUUCCACGCCCGACUCCCUUGCCCUCUUGGGUCAAGCCAUUCGAAUUGUCACCCAGGAAAUGGGCGAAGAUGCCGUGCGCACGUUUAUUGGGGCCGUCAACCGCUUACCAAAGGUGACUGAUCUUUCCUGGGACUACGAUACUUACCCCGGCCCGGACCUCACGGUGACAGACUUGUCUAGCUCGGACAUGCUGCGCCAGGACUGGGGGCCCCUCAACCACGCCACCUUUCUCCGAACAGCCUCGCGCGAGAAGGGGCUGGUGUGCGUUCUUCCUCAGGACAGGGACGGCGGAUUGGAAGUGCAGAUACAGUGUGAGCAUGAUGCUGUCAAGAGGUUAAGGGAUGACCCAAUAUUUGCUCAAUAUGCCGAUCUAAAAGGGUUCCGGGCUCGGAAACUCGAGAUCCUCGCGAUAGUGCACGCGUCGCAAAUGAUUGGCUAUGCAAUCUCGUCGCUUUACACGAUCUUCAAGACCAAAGGCCUUGAAGUCGAUUGCUCAGGGUAA
Messenger RNA from Parascedosporium putredinis, 1161 nucleotides. The record is from the annotation of a GenBank genome assembly. NCBI's taxonomy places the organism in Eukaryota, Fungi, Ascomycota, Sordariomycetes, Microascales, Microascaceae.